This is a messenger RNA of Bicyclus anynana (squinting bush brown), 9057 nucleotides long. It is a transcript of the gene Ge-1, whose product is annotated as enhancer of mRNA-decapping protein 4. Gene Ontology annotation, biological process: deadenylation-independent decapping of nuclear-transcribed mRNA. Gene Ontology annotation, cellular component: P-body. Lineage: Eukaryota; Metazoa; Arthropoda; Insecta; Lepidoptera; Nymphalidae. Bases 133 to 3630 code for a protein of 1165 amino acids. The transcript is spliced from 24 exons. The record is from RefSeq and is a predicted model, not a curated record. Gene Ontology annotation, molecular function: protein binding.
UUGUCAAGUUGUCAGUCGGCUUUUUUGUCGAGUUCGGCAAAUUUUUCAGUUUAUUAGCGAAUAAUUCACAUUGCAACUAGUGUAAUAGUGUAUUUUCAUGAUUAAUGUGUGAAAUAAAUAACUAGCCCAAAAAUGCAACCAACUGCAAUGCUUCCGAAACUAUCGGAUACAACUCAAACAAUAUCAUUCUCUGAAGAAGAUAAUGUAUGCAGUUCGGAGCUUUAUUCUUCCGAUGUGCUGGUUACUACUAGCCGUGGCACACACAGCCACGGAAGCUCCAAGAUAAGACUGAAUAGUCUGGUGAACUUCAACUGGCAGGCCAAACUAUAUUCUGGACAGUUGGUGGCUGUUCAUAUCAGUGGAAACUAUCUUGCUUAUAGUGUUAUAGGGCAAACAGGACAAUCGGGGCAAUCAAAGCCAAUGGGUAUAGUGAAGAUAGUGCAGAUCCCUUGUCCAACAGGACAGACAGGACAGAGAGCUCUUAUCAAGGGCUUUAAAACACCAGUGCAAGACCUUGCAUUUGCGCAUAUUCAAGACCAAGUGAUACUAGCCUGCAUUGAUGAGAUGGGAAAUAUUUACAUAUAUGAAAUUGAACUCAAAAAAGAAGGUUUUUCGGUGACGGCGCUGGCAGAGGUGCGCGAGGACACGGGCGCGGGCGGCAACACGCACCGCGUCGUGUGGUGCCCCUACAUCCCCGACGAGGAGGACUCCACCGACGACGAUGACGUUGACGUGGCGCGCCUGCUGCUCACCACGCACGCCAACGAGGCACGUAUGUGGAACGUGCGCGCGCUACAGGCAACGUGCUCAGUCGCGGCAGCGAGGGCGGGCGCGGACGCGGGGGCGAGCGCGGCAGCGGGCGGGGUAGCGGGCGCGGGCUGGGUGGCGGCGAGCGACGCGCAGCGAGCGGGCGCGGGGCUGUGCGCGGGCACGCACUCGGCCGCCGUCACCGCGGCCGCCUUCUCGCCCGACGGCACGGCGCUCGCCACCGCCUCCGCGGACGGAUACGUCAUGUUCGCUCAGGUGUACAUGGACCACGAGAGCAGCCCGCGCUGCCUGCACCGCUGGCAGCCGCACGGCGGCAAGCCGCUCAACAGCCUGUUCUUCCUCGACGACCACAAGGACUACCUCACUGAUUCCAACGUCCAGUUCUGGAAGUUCGCGGUGACGGGCGCAGAGAACAACACGUCCAUCAAGAUCUGGUCGUGCAAGUCGUGGGCGUGCCUGCAGAGCAUCACCUUCAGCCCGCCGCCGGGCUGCGAGAGCCUGGGCAUCAGCGCCGUGCUGGACGUCAGCGCCAACUUCCUGCUGCUGACUGACUACAACGCCAAGAACCUGUACGUGCUGCGCAUGGCGCGCGACAGCGACGACACGACGGCGUACUGCAAGAGCAUCUCGCAGUUCCAGCUGCCCUUCCCUGUGUUGAGCUUCGCCAUUGCUAACGCUGAAGAGAAAAUAGCCAAGUGCGAGUCGAGUUGCACGGACCCCUUCCACACGAACGGCUCGGGCGGCGAGGCUGACUCCCCGGUCGACUACGACGACCUGCACCAUGAUGACGGCGGUGACGGCAGAGUGCGCGGCGCGUCGCGCGUGCGCAUCGAGCUGUACAUCGUCCAGCCCAAGAGCUUGCAGCACGCUGAGCUGGAGUACGAGCCCACCACGCCCGGCGCGCAGCUGCACGAUCCAGAGCGGGUGGCGCUGGAGGACGGCGAGGAGGAUGCGUGCGGGGACGCGCUGCCCUCCUCCAUCAUCCAGCAGCAGACGCAGCAGCUCAAGAACUUGCUCAUGAGGUCGCAGACACAACCCGGUAGUCUGAUGGGGCCCCGACCGGAGUCUCCGACGUCGCUGCCUCCACCGCUGAACCUCAUGACUCCGGAUGCUUUCAGUUCCCCGGGCAAACGCGACGACGAUGACCCGCCUCUGUCCGCCACGCCGGAAAUCUCCAACAAGUCCGCACUCUCUGGAGCGAUAUCUGACGAGGCGCCGCUGGUAGAGAACAAAGCGUCGGGCGGCUCCAGCCCGAGUCGCGAGGUGCAGGAGAUCAUGGGCCACAACGACCAGCCCUUCUACACGGACUUGGAAGAGGAGGAAGAGCUGACGAAGCAGAACGGCGCGCAAGAGCCGCAAGCCGCGCUGGAAGCUGCGCCGGCCGCAGACAGCCUGGCGCCCGCGGGACAGUUGUUCGGCGCCGACUUCUUCGCCCCGCCGGAGAAACCGCCGCCGCCCGCCAAACUCACUCACGCUAACAGCGACACAUCGUGGCCCCAGAUAUCGCUGGCGCAGAUCAACGAAGCGAACGCGCGCAAAGCGACGAGCGACAAGUCGAGCGCUCAGUCGCUCAGCGCGCCGCAUCUCGCUCACGUGCCGAGCGCUCCCGUGAGCGAGCCGAGCGUGAUCGAGCGGCACGUCGUGGACGAGGACACUAAGCGACGCUUGGAGUCGCUUGAACAAAAGCUGGAUACUGUAACUGAGCUGCUGUCGGCGCAGGCGCACUCGCUGGCGGCCGUGCGCGCCGAGCUGCAGGCGCCGCGCGCGCUGCUGGACGAGUCGCUGCAGCGCACCGCCAGCACCGUCGACAGCGCGCUCAGCGCCGGAUGGGAGCGCAUCGCGCGGCUGGGCGAGGCGGCCAGCACGGCGGCGGCGGCGGCGGCGGGCAAGGGCGCGGCGCGCGCGCUGGAGCCGCUGGCGCACGCGCUGCAGCACGAGCUGGCCGCCAAGCUGUCCGCCACCGACCGCCUGUUGCGCGAGAACAUCGACAAGCUGGCCAACAGCAAGACGGUAAUGGAGCGGCUGAGCACGGCCAUCGCCAAGUCACUGUCGGAGAUGGUGCGCGAGUCGUUCCGCCAGGCGCUGUUCGAGAGCGUGGUGCCCGCCAUGGAGAAGACGCACGCGCAGAUCUUCCACCAGCUCAACCACGCCUUCCAGAGCGGCACCAAGGAGUUCGCAGCGAACACCGAGGCGGCGGCGCGCGCGGCGGCCGAGCGCGGCGGCGCGGCGGCGGCGGCGUCGCUGCGCAGCGCGCUGGAGCGGCAUGCGGAGGCGCUGGCGCACGCCGCCCCGUUGCAGCCGCAGCUGUUCGCCACGCAGCUCAAGGACGUCGUGCACGGGGUGCUAGAGAAGGAAGUGUCGUGGUGGCGCGACCAGACUCGCGCGGUGGUGCAGCAGUCGCGAGCGCACUCGCCCGCGCUCCUCACGCCCUCCAUACCUGACCGACAGAUGCAGAUGAACCAGAUCCAGUCGCUGGUGAUGAGCGGCGAGGUGAACACCGCGUUCCAGCUGGCGCUGUCCGCCUCCGACCUGGCGCUGGUGGUGGCGGCGUGCCGCGCUGCCGACCCCACGCGCGUGUUCGGCCCGCCCUGCUGCCUCAAGCAGCACGUGCUGCUGUCGCUCGUGCAGCAGCUCGGCGCCGACAUGGCCAACGACACACACCUCAAGCACAGGUAUCUAGAAGACGCGAUAAUGAACCUGGACCCCAGCAACCCGGUGAUGCGCGAGCACCUGCCCGGCGUGGUGCGCGAGCUGCAGAAGCAGAUCAACAACUUCCUCAGCAGCAACGUUGGACACGCGCUCAGCCGCUCCUUCCGCGUGCUGCUGAUGGCCACCGACGCGCUGCUCAAGCAGGCGGCCUGACCGCGCUGCUGCCGGUGCCGCUGCGCUUGCCCGCACACGUGAUAUAUACCCUAGCGGUGACAGUGACUCAAGUGAUAUAUAUCCUAGUGGUUACAAUGACUCAAGUGACGUUCAUAGUGAUAUAUACCCUAGCGGUUACAGUGACUCAAGUGAUAUAUACCCUAGCAGUUUACAUUGACUCAAGUGACAUUCAUAGUGAUAUUAUACCCUAGCGGUUACAUAUACUCAAGUGACGUUCAUAGUGAUAUAUACCCUAGCGGUUACAUUGACUCAAGUGACGUUCAUAGUGAUUUAAACCAUAGCGGCUUACAUUGACUCAAGUAACGUUCAUAGUGAUAUAAUACCCUAGCGGUUACAUGUACUCAAGUGAUGUUCACAGUGAUAUAUACCGUAGCGGUUUACAUUGACUUAAGUGAUGUUCAUAGUGCUAUAUGCCCUAGUGAUUGUGUUUACAAUGACUCAAGUGAUGUUCAGUGAUAAUAUAUACCCUAGCAGUUGCGUUUACAAUGACUCGAGUUAUGUUCAAAGUGAUAAUAUAUACCCAAGUGGUUGUGUUUACAAUGACUCAACCGAUGUUCAUAGUGAAACAUACCCUAGCGGUUGCUUUCACUGACUCUAGUGACAUUCAUGGUGAUAUAUAGCGGUUGUUUAUACUGACCGCAGUGAUGUUUAGUGAUAUAUCCUAGAGGUAUCAUUUACACUGACUUGAGGGACAUUCAUAGUGAUAUAUUAUACCCUAGUGGAUACAUAUACACUGACUCAAGUGAUGUUCAUAGUGAUAUAUAUCCUAGCGGUUGCAUUUACAAUGACUUGAGUGAUGUUCAUAGUGAUAAUAUAUACCCUAGUGGUUACAUACACACUGACUCAAGUGAUGUUCAUAGUGAUGUAUAUCCUAGCGGUUAUGUUUACUCGGGCUAGAGUGACUCUCAGUGAUAUAUAGCCUAGCAGUUACGUUAAUUCUAACCGCAAUGAUGUUCACUGAUAUAUAUAUUGACUGUUACAUACUCAUAGCAGUGAUAUAGCGGAUUUAAUGUACCCAAGUGUUAAUGCACUGAUUGAGCAGUGUUUAUUUAGACAUUUAUAAAUUUAAACUAAAUAUUGUAAUGAUUGUUUUUUUUGAAUACUGAAAUAGAAAAAUGUCUAAAGCUUUACCUUAAUUUGACUAGUUUUAAAUCCAAAUGUUGGGUAUAAUUAUGUGGUUAUUGUCAAAACAUACCUUGAUAUCCAACCUGUGCAGAAUUCUUAAAAUAUAUCUGAAAUCUUGAAAACCAGAACUUGUACAGUAUAAGUGCACGAUAUAUUUAAUUUGAGGAAAUCUGAUUUAUGUUGCAUUGCGUUGUUAAUAACUAAAACUUGUAUUUGAAACUGGUUGUCUGGUCAUGUCAUAUGUUCUGACUACGCACUUGAAUUUUAGACAUUUUUUUUUAUUCUUUACAAGUUAGCCAUCGACUUCAAUCUCACCUGAUGGUAAGUGAAGAUGGAAGCGGGCUAACUUGUUAGGAGGAUGAAAAUCAUUCACCUUGAAAUUCAAAUUCCUUAGAUACAGAGCAACAAAUUGGUGCUGACUCUUUGGGCGGGUUCAAGGAGCUUUGACCUUUAUACAUGAAUCCUUAUGCCAAUGUAUUUGCUGUUUGUAUGACUAGAAAAUACAUGAAGCAAAGAAAAGUGGGUCAGAGGAAAAUGAGGUAGAUUAAAGUAUUAUAUUAUUAAAAACCUUUAAUACUCGGUAAAAACGUAAUAAGUAGUAAAUGGUACUGCUUUUUAGAAUUCUAACUGUUUGAUUGUAUUGUUAAUGUUUUGGUCCUUACAAUAUAAGAAAUGAUUCAAUGAUUUAUCAAAAAAAAAGUAUUUUAUUUGACAUUGCUAUAAAUUAUUUUCUGUAAUCGUUAAAAUAGUCUUAAAUGAAACCUUUUAUAGUGCUUUUAGUUUUAAAUUAAAUAUAGAAUAUAGAAUUUUUAUAGACAAAGCAUAUAGCAGUCGUGGUUCCCGUUCCCGUAAGAAUAUGGGCAUAUAUAUAGCUUCCCAACAGUGAAAGAAUUUUUCAAAUUGAUUCAGUAGUUUCAGAGCAUAUUGCAUGCAAAUACACAAUCAAAUCUUUCCUUUUUAUAAUAUGUAUUUGUAUAUAUAAAACUUAACGACUGAGUAUGUAGAUUAUACCUAGCACUUGUAUAUAACGCAUACAUUGAAUUGUAACACUAAUAAAAGGAUAGGAAUGAUUGUCUGAAUGUCAAGGUAGUUUUAUAUACUUGUAAUAUUGACUAGUCCAUACAACAUUGUUCUAGCUUAAGCCUUUUAAGCUAAAAGGAGAUGAUCCAAAAUUGUAUGGAGCCCAGGUCCAGUCAUUGUACCCUAGCGGAAAUAAAAGAAAAUAUUUUUUUUAACUAUUUUUGAUUAUACAAAUCUAUAAAUUUACUUUAAUUCUUUCAAAAUAAUAUUCAUUAUCUGCCAAGAAAUGCAACACUAUUAAGGUUAAUAAUGGCGGAUUGAUGACGUUUUCAAUGCAGUCAUCUAUUUGACGUUUGCUGUCAAUUGUCAUGUCAUAGUGGGCAUGAUGACUAGGUUUGAAUAUAUUGAUUUUUAUGAUACAUUCGGGUAAAUAAGGUCUAUGUUAACUAAUUUAUCCGCGGCAGUGCCGCAAAUCUGACCCUUUAAAUCCCUGUAGCUCCGAAAGUAAUGAUCGCAGAUACCGUGUUACUUUUACAAAAUUGCUUUACUAUUAGUAUACUCUUAAUUUAUAUACAAUUUAAAAAACUGUCAUCAUCCCUGUUGCUUUAAGGGUGCCAUCUUGAUAUAACUCAAAAACUUGGGUUUUAAUUUUAUUUAUUUCUUUUUAUUUAGUCACAUUUAUUCACUUUAAUAAAUUUUAAUAAGAUCCUUGUAUUUUUAAAAUUUUAAAGAUAUGGGGUACAAGACAGGACCUGAAAUGGACCAUCUCCUUUAAAAGAUUCUAAUUAUAAAAGGCGUACAUAAAGUCACGAAUUCCUGUCCCAUGCCAGUUUGCCAUCCCAACAGACUAUGAGAGUGAGGGAAUAAUAAAUUCACCUAUGUUAGCUCUCACACUUGUGCACUAUAAUAUCCAGUAUAAAUACAUCAAAUGAUUAAUUCAAGUUUGUUUAUUUUUGUUUUUAAUUUAAUUAAUAAUAUGGUAGAAUGUCACUGUGGCUAUGUAUAUCCGUGGUGUCACCUGGAUCAAGGUAAAUCGCAAAUAAUUUUUUUUCUUUCUUUUUUUUUCUUUCUUUCAAAUAUUAUUUUAUACAAAACAAUACAUUACAAACAUAGAAAUAUUUGAAUUGUAAAAUAAUUUACAAUUUCGUAGGUGUGAUCAGAAAAUCAAAUCUAUAAUUCGUGUGGAUUAACUUGACUGCUACCUUAAGCAACAAACAUUAUUCGAGCCAGGUGUCAAGUUAUUCCGCACGAGCUGUAACGCGCAGACGAAUUUGCAGGCACUCAUAGUAUGUUUCUUGUCUUACUACCAUAACUAAAGAAGAUGUAACUUAAAACUCGCAUACAUUGUUGAACUGCGCUGUUUCAAGGUUAUGCCAACUGUUUGUCUUUGUAGUGAUGAGACAAAAUAACGAGGCAAUUAUAAUUGAAUAUGUUUGAAACGCAAUCUCUGAGCGGUCAGACUUUAGAUGACUAUUGAUAUUGUGGAAUGCGUUUUUUAAUUAUCACGAUUUAACGAGUAUUUCGUGAGUAACUAUAUAUGUAACGCCGCCAUGUUUCUUAUCGCCAUAAACCAUAAUGUUAUUGUUUAUUUUUUAUGUUAUGGUAUGUUAUUUUACAGCAGCUUGAAGUGCACAUUAAAAAAAGCAUUACGACAAUAGGUACAUCAACGGAUGAGAAUUGAACCUUGGACUUUUUCAUUUCAUUAGACCUUCAGUCCAUGAGGUGUUGAGGCUCGAUUUUUUUAUUGUUGACUUUAGUGUUUUUAUGAAUAAUAAAAUAAUUUGUUAUGUUUUCUGCGAACAAAAAUUGGACUAAGUAUUUGUAGAAAUGGCUAGUUGGAUUAUUGUAAUACAAUUUAGUUAAAAGUUAUAGAACAUGUAAGUAAGGGUGGGGUUAGAAAUGGUCGCUUGAAAAAAAUAAUUGAUUUAAAUGAAGCAACAAAAAACUAAAUUACAGUUUAUUUCAUAUAGCAUGGUGCCGGUUACAAUUCGUUUCGCUCUUUAAAGUUGGCCGCGUUAAUAGUACGUUUUAUGGACGUCAUAAGGCAACUGUCACCGUACCCAUGCUAUUUGAAAAACAUUAUAGAUCGGAUGCUGUCGGUACAUACCUACAUACUGACUAUUAGUGUCGCCGCACACGGGCCACACGCGACAGCCACAAACGCUGCCACAAGAAGCAAGAAGGGGCCACAAAAGUAACUGAAGUGCGACAGCUACUUGUGGUCGGUGGUCGACACUUGUGAUCGGUGGCUGCUACUUUUCGACUCUGACAGGUUUACUGAGAUAUGGAGAGAGGGGUGUGGGAUCGCCCGAGUGGCGUGUGGCGGCGUAAAGUUUUUUUUUUUUUUAUUCUUUACAAGUUAGAUUGAUUACAAUAUCACCUGAUAGUAAGUGAUGAUGUAACUUAAGAUGGAAGCGGGCUAACUUGUUAGGAGGAGGAAAGAAAGAAGAAGUAGAAUCUAAAAGUUACAGACAGUCAGUACCCUAUCCUUAUGACAGCAUGUCUGUCUGUAACCCUUAAAAAGAAAGGGUGUACAGCUCAGCAUAUGCCGUGCACUACGUACCAGUAUAAUAUACGGCGCUGAUUUUCAGCUGAGACUCGUGUGACGUCACAGCUUAUUACUAAAUUAAAAUAAGCAGCAAAUAUGUGUACCAUUUUAAAAAUAUAUAAUUACUAAUUAAACUCCACGACAGGAAUCCACACCCCUCUCGGUUUCUACACGACAUCAUACCGGACGCUAAAUCGCUUGGCGGUACGUCUUUGUCGGUAGGCUGGCCACGGCCAAAGCCUCCCACCAGCCAGACCUGGACCAAUUAAGAAAACCUCAAUCGGCCCAGCUGGGGAUCGAACCCAGGACCUCCGUCUUGUCAAUCCAUCGCGCACACCACUGCGCCACGGAGUCCGUAAAAGUGGCCUGUGUGAGCCACAAAAAGCGAGCAGCGACAAUUGUAGCGUGUGGCGGCCACCGGCUGUAACCGUGUGGGCGAGUCCAUAUAAAAUGUAUAAAAACUACAGGAAAUAUGCCGGUAGCGGCGUUUUGUGGUUGUGAACGGUGGCCCGUGUGCGGGACCCCUUAUAACUAAUACACCGUAUACUGACUAUAGUAUGCGAACGAGACGAUAAUAAAAGCAACCCCAUUUAUAAUCCUUAUCUACCCGUGUUUGUCAUUUAAAGUAUUAAGUAAACUAAAUGCCUAUGACUAAACUGUUUAUGAUGAAAAUAUCACGUUAAAAAUGUGAAUAAAAUUUAUUUGAUUUGUUA